AUGUACCGCCGGCUGCGGCUUUUCGCCGCCCUCGCCUUGCCCAAAAGGAACUUCUGCGCGGCGCGGCUCUCGGACCUGGAGAAGGCCCUGGAGCGGCAGGCGCUGCGCAAGAGCGAGCGCCAGAGGGCUGCCUGGGCGGCGGUGAACGAGAAGGUCUUGGAGCUGCGGCCGGAAAAGAAGAGCCCCCCGCGGCUGGAGGAUGUGUCCACAGAGGAGGCCUUGCCCGAUCCGCUGCGCUUGCUCUUCGCCUGGCAUGGGACCUCGCGGGAACGGCCAGGCGCGGGCGUUGUGGAGGCGCUUCUGGCGAAGGCUUGUCAGCACCUGGAGGCGCAGCGCUCCGCGCUACUGGAGCUGCCGCUGCAGCGGCAGAUGGUGGUGGUAGGUGACAUCCAUGGCCAGCUGCCAGAUGUUCUGCACAUCUUCCAGACCCAUGGGCCCCCGAGCCGCGAUCGCGCGUACCUCUUCAAUGGCGACAUCUCCGAUCGGGGCGUUCAGGCGGUGGAGGCGUGGAUUCUGGUGCUGUCCUUCAUGAUGCGCUACCCUGGCCAGGUGCAUGUGCUGCGGGGCAACCACGAGAACGAGCAGCUGAACGAGCGCGCCCGCAGCUUCGGGGGAGGCUUUGCGGAGGAGUGCCUGGCAAAGUACGGGCCCCGUAUUUACGAGCGAUUUCAACAGCUCUUCCUCCUCCUGCCUCUCUUCGCCGUCAUCGAGCGCAAGAUCUUCGUGGUCCACGGAGGCCUCUUCCGGACACCCGAGGUGACGCUGGAGAGGCUGAAGCAGUUGCCCUACCGGCGGCACUACCCGCUGAGCCUCACGGAAGCUGAGCGGGCCCGGGGCAAGGACUGGACGGAGGACGAGAAGAUCCUCUUCGACGCCCAGUGGGCGGAUCCCGUGGAGCAGACGGGCGUGACGAGGUCCAGCCGUGGCAGCAUGGUCACGAACUUCGGGCCCGACGUCACGCAGAAGUUUUUGAAAGACAACGGCCUGAGCCUCUGCAUCCGCUCUCACCAGGUGCCAAAGACCAUGCAGGGCUUCGAGCUGCUGCAUGAUCGACGGCUGCUGACGGUCUUCAGCGCCUCCCACUACGGGGGCCGCUACCGGAAUGCCGGGGGUGUGGCAAUUCUGCACCGUGGGGACGGCCAGCCAGAAAGGUUCUCCUUGUCCAUGAGGCUGGGGGACCUGCAGCUGCACUGCGCCGAGCACGCGCUGGGCGCGGGCUUUUCCAAGGUGGCGGAGUCUGCCACCAAGGGCCUGGCGCUCUUCGACCAGGGCGCCGCGCAGGCGGCCGCCCGUCAAGACGCCCUGGCCUUGGUUUGCUUUAAUCGCGAGGACAUCUUGCGUCGCUGCGCUGCUGUGGCGAACGAGGGCAUCAUCGAUUUUCAACUGUUUGAAGACAUUUUGAAGGAGCUGUGCAGUCCGCACGUGGACCCGGUAAGGAUCUUCUCGAAGAACGUCCCGACGGAGGUCGACUUUCAGGAGCUGCUGGCUGCGGUCAAGGUCGAAUGGCUGCAGCUCAGUACUGCGGAGGUGGUGCGGUUGGUACGCGCGAUGCUGGAAGGGGAGAUCCAUUUGGCAGGCCUGCAGGCCAUCUUUGACUUCAGCCAAGAUGGCCUGGUGUCCCCGCAGGAGUUGCAGCAGGCGAUGCAGCUGCUGCAGCCGGGGCUGUCAGAGGAGCGAGCCCAGCACCUAGGCUCCUUGAUUGCGCCCGAGGGGCAGGAACUGAGCUUCGCCGCCAUCAUCGACCGCCUGCUGCGCUUCGCGCCGCGGAGGUUGGAGGGCGCCGCCGCGGAGUGCCGCCCGCUGCGGGAGGGCCUGCUGCGAUGGGCCGCGCCUUCGGAUGGCUCGCCCUACACGGCGCUGCUGAGGUUCUUCCAGGCCUUUGAUGAGGACUGCGAUGGGGUCCUUUCGAUCGAGGAGGCGGUCCAGGGAUUGCGGCAGGUGCAAGAGUCGCCGGGCGGUUUUUUGGAGCAGAUGCGCGGCAUCGUCGCCAGGCGCCCGGGGCUGAACCAGAACCAGCUCAGAGAUCUGGCUGAGCAGCUGGAUGCCAACAACUCAGGCACCUUGUCCUUCCUGGAGCUGGCGAGGGGCUUGCGAGACGGGCCAGAGCUGGAGGCGGAGGACUCGAGCGCGACGCCGGUAUCGCAGCGCACGGCCUGCGCCAUCCUGGAGCACCGCGAGGCCCUGCUACGGGGCUGCCGCAGUCUGGAUGAAGGCAGCGGCCAGGUGGCGCCCGAGGACUUCCUGGCGCUGCUGCGCGCGGCGGAUGCGGAGGCCGCGCUGGGCCUCGAGCUGCGGCAGCCGGUGGCCUACGUGGAGAUGCUGUCCAGCUUCGAGGUGGUGCUGGAUCAGGGGCGAGCGGACGACCCGAUGGCUCCGCGCGUUUGCGGAGCCGUGGACUGGAGGGGCGUUGAGCAGCUCGCGAGCCCCGGGUGCCCCACUAAGCCCAAGGUGAAGGAAGCUAAGGAUGACUACGGCGUGGACACCUUGAAGAUCACCGACGACGACGCCGCCUUUAUCCUGGGCAAAGGGGGCAAGACCAAGGAGAAGAUUGCAAAGGUUGCUGAGGCGGAGAUCGAGCUCUUCGAGCGCGACCUGAUCCUGGAGAUCCGGGGCUCCAAGAUGCAGCGCAAGCGCGCGAAGAAGUACUGCGAGGGCGUGAUGGCACAGCGCACGGGCCCCGUGUCGGUCACCGACGACUAUGAUGACGAUGACCUGACCCUGCUACAGGUGCCGCAGGAGGCGGUCGGCUUCGUCACGGGCCGUGCUGGAAACUUCCUGCGCAGCAUCGAGGAGCGGAACAAAACCGGCCGGGCGCUCCUGUCCUGCCAUUUUGCUGAUUUUGUUUCUUGUUUGUUUUAA
Effrenium voratum is the source of this 2859-nucleotide messenger RNA. The record is from the annotation of a GenBank genome assembly. NCBI's taxonomy places the organism in Eukaryota, Dinophyceae, Suessiales, Symbiodiniaceae.